This is a messenger RNA of Olea europaea var. sylvestris, 334 nucleotides long. Its product is annotated as berberine bridge enzyme-like 13. The transcript has a single exon. NCBI's taxonomy places the organism in Eukaryota, Viridiplantae, Streptophyta, Magnoliopsida, Lamiales, Oleaceae. The record is from RefSeq and is a predicted model, not a curated record. The annotation marks the transcript as partial.
UGCGUAUACCAAAGGGAAAUCCGAUUAUGUGAGGCAACCAAUUUCAAAACACGGUCUCAAACGCAUAUGGGAAUUUCUUAUUGAAGAAGGCGAAGGUAGUGCUGAAUUGCAGUUCAGUCCAUAUGGAGGGAGAAUUGGUGAGAUUUCGGAUUCCGAAAUUCCUUUCCCACAUCGGUCAGGCAACAUAUUCAUGAUCGAAUAUUCAGUAUUCUGGUCUGCAGAGGAGAAUACAGAAUCAGAAAGGCACAUAAACUGGAUUCGAAGACUUCACAGCUUUAUGGCUCGUUACGUCUCGAAAUCUCCAAGAGCAGCAUAUGUCAAUUACCGGGACUAA